AUGGAGUGCUCUUCUUCUCUCCCAAAGCGCCCUCUCCUCCUCUCCCUCGCCUUCUCCCUCCUCCUCGUCCUCAUCCCUUCCGCGGAGGCCGCCGCCCCUGCCGCUCCCGCCGUCCUCACCUACCACAACGGCCCCCUCCUCACCGGAAACGUCAACCUCGCCCUUGUAUGGUACGGCCAGUUUGGCCGCACCCAAAAGAUCGUCAUCCGCCACUUCCUUAAGUCCUUGAACUCCUACGGGAACGCGAAUCUUGAGCCGCGCGUGUCCGGGUGGUGGCGCACAGUCGAGAGCUAUGCCGCCGCUGCCGGCGGUGGCCACGGGAGGAGCCCCGGGAUCAAGGUCAAGGUAGUGAGGCAGGUCAGUGACACGGGGUACUCCGUGGGAAAGAUCAUCACCGCAGAUUUUAUUCCACAAUUGGUGCAGAAGGCUUCCGGCGGAAACCCUAAUGUUGUUGUUGCUAUUUUCACCGAUAGAAUGGUGUCCGUACAAGGACUCUGCAUGGGAAAAUGCUCACUACAUGGAGCUGUUGGAAAUGGUCCGAAGAAGCAGCCCUACAUUGUGGUGAUGAAUCCGGAAACGGAGUGCCCAGGGGCGUGCGCGUGGCCAUUCCACAAGGCGGACGAUGGGCCGAACGGUCCGGUGUUCCAACCUCCAAAUGGCAACGUGGGUGCUGACUCCAUGGUGAUCGCCUUGGCCUCGGGACUCGCCGAAGCCGUCACCAACCCCUUCAACACAGGGUUCUUUCAGGGUGAAAUCUCUGAACCCAUUGAGGCGGCCACAGCCUGUUCCGGCAUCUUCGGGAGCGGUGCAACUGCCGGAUACACCGGUAAGGUUCGAAUUGACCCAAAGAGUGGUGGAGCAUUCAAUGCACACGGUGUGAAUGGGAAGAAAUUCUUGCUCCCAGCAGUGUGGAGCCCGAAAACAAAGUCCUGUUGGACUACCAUGUAA
Molecule: messenger RNA, 948 nt
Organism: Malania oleifera
Lineage: Eukaryota; Viridiplantae; Streptophyta; Magnoliopsida; Santalales; Ximeniaceae
Product: protein EXORDIUM-like 2
Exons: 2
Coding region: 1-948 (315 amino acids)
Source: RefSeq, a predicted model, not a curated record